Molecule: messenger RNA, 1134 nt
Organism: Symbiodinium natans
Lineage: Eukaryota; Dinophyceae; Suessiales; Symbiodiniaceae
Source: the annotation of a GenBank genome assembly
AUGGUCGUGAAUUUCGCCUUCUACACCCCAACCUUCCUGGAUGGCGAGUCCUUCAGCGCAAUUCCAUCGGUGCUGAUGGGGAAUGUGGCCGUGAUCCUUCCCGUGGCCUUUGUUGGAGCCGUGAACACAUUGGUGAGCGUGUAUGCUGCCCACUCGGCUGGCGACUUCUACCCCAUUCGAGAAUGCCUCGUGGUGGACGGCCUGACGACCAUCGUCGCCGGACUGUUUGGCUCUCCCUUCGGCACCUGCGUCUAUUGCGGUCAGCCCCAGUUCAAGGCCCAAGGAGGCGUGAUCUACUACUCCUUCAUGAACUGCUUCAUCUUCUGCUUCCUGGCCUCGACGGGACUCUUCGCAGCCAUCAACGCGUUCAUCCCCCCUUGGGGAAUCGCCCCCAUUAUCCUUUUCGUGGGCCUCGCCAUUGCGCAGGACGCGUUCGACAUCAUCAAGCCGCGGCACCUCCCUGCAGCCAUCCUGGGCCUCAUGCCCGCGGUGGCGGACUGGGUCCUGUCGAAGUGGCCUCAUGAUCCCCCACCACCCGUGGGCCUGGCGGCUAUCGCACACGGCUCGCUUCUUGUGUGCAUCUGCUGGGUGGCCAUGGGUGUGUUCAUCAUCGACAGGAACUUCUUUAAGGCCCUGAUCUGGGCGGCCGUGUCCAUGGGCAUUUCUGCUUUGGGCCUCAUGCACCAGGAGUCCGCCGACCUCACCUUCAAGACCUUCACAGGCGCUAAAGGGCAAGUCUUCGGCACGUCUGCUGGUGGCUACACGAUGGGCUACGCCACCUUAGUCGGCCUCUUCGGAGCUCUGAUAGGCCUGCGGCGCAUGGGGGUGAGCCGCAUCCCCCCGCAAAUCGUGGAAAAGGAGGAGACGCCUGAGCAGGAGGCGGAGGAGAUGGCCGGGCUGGCCGGUUCACGCUUUUGGGUCCAGGACGGGCGGCCAAAGCUCUUCGUCUUCUCAUGCUGCGGUCGAUGUUCCUUCACCGUGUUCUACAACAAGGAGUUGAGAAGUUGUGCACAAAGUCCAACAGAAACGAAGGGCGCUCGUGAUGAUGGUCACUUGUUUUUCCCCGAGAUUGUGUUUGAGUUGCUGGGUAUGCGGCAGUUGGUUUGGGCCAACCUUGAGCGUUUAUCAUUUUAA